AUGAAUCGAGAUUGCGGCGUUGCUGUUGGUGGGGGAGGUAUUGCAAAACUCCGAGGACAAGCAUGGAAAACAUUUAUGGACAGGACAGGAAAUGGAAUCACUUUUGAGGCUGAUGACGAUGACGAUAUUGCGACUGCGGAUCAAAGCGAUAUGCAUCAUAAAUACGUGAAAACGUACUCAAAAUAUUCGGGACAAAGUAAUCUGCAAACUCAUGCAAAAUUUGUUACACCCACGGUCGCAUCGCAAAAUAGACCACGAGGGAGCGUAAUGCGUUUGGACAAGGCUGACAUGGGCCUGUACGGCAUAUGUCCCGAGACUGAUCCUUUUUAUGCUGUGAUCUGUGAUAUUUGUAGCAAUGUGGUAAAGCCGCAGGGAUUGCAAAAGCACAUGACCAGCCGGCAUCAUUCCUUUCUAAAUCACUCGGUCAAAUUAAAUGCUCACCACAACGCCAGCUUGAACUCUGCGGUGUUAGGGGGAACCAAGGGAAGCAAUACCAGCAAUAGUACUGCUUCUGAGCAACAGUCGCUUGGUGUCAGCUUUACGUCCUCAUCCUCGGAAAAGACUGAAUGCAUGAUUCGGGCUGGUGUGAACAGCGAAUCACCUAUAAUUGCUCGCUCGGACAGCAAAACGGUUCCAAGUUCCUACGGCUCCCAGAGCGAUGAAACACUACCACUAGAAUCAUGUGUUCCCACUGUGCCACCGGUGAAAGUGCGCUCUUCAGUGAGUGGAAAGAUAAAGAGUAAAAAUGCAAAAAACGUCUCCACGCACGGAACCUCAAGCGGGUCGACGAAAUCAGCCACCGGUUAUGUCAACAGCAACAGCUCUCUUUCUUCGUCCUUUUCUAAAGCUUCUAUAUCAUCUAACAAUCAUGGUGCCGUGGAUGGUGGGACGGUUGCAGAAUUUUCACGUGAUUUUCCCGCCGGUGGUGCAAUUGGUAGUGGAGGCGUUCCUUUAGUGCUUAUGAGCAACUGUUCGGUGGUGCUGGAGAAGAAAUCAACGUUUGCUAUUACGAAUGCCAACGUUCCCGGUGGUAUUGGAAGCGAGGGAUCAUCAGCAACAUCUUCCGCGUCUAGUGCGACCCAGUCUACUAAGUCAUCAUCCAAACGAGGCUCUAAACAAUUAUCUUCCUCUUCAUCUAGUUCCUCGCCAUCGUCGUCGUCAUCAUCUUCAUCCUCGUCAUCGUCUUCUUCUUCGUCAUCGUCUAGCAGUAGCAGCAGCAGUAGCAGCAGCAGCAGCAGUUCAAGCAAUGUCGCACAGCCGCAAAAAUCUUCAUCAGAACGAAAAAGCGAUUCUCGCUCACGUGAUUUUGAUCCGGAUCGACAUUGUGGAGUUGCGACGCCGGAUGGGAAACGUCACUGUACCCGACCCAUAACGUGCAAAUCGCAUUCGAUUACCCAACGUCGAGCAGUCCCGGGAAGAAGUAAAACAUUGGAUAAAUUGUUAAGCGAAAUGCGCGGGCAUGGUACAACCGGAGGAGCCUCAAUGUCCUUAAAAGAAGACGAUACCUCCGCGGCAGGAUUCCUGGAGGGAAUGGAGUCUAACAGCAGCUCCUCCACAGGGUACGACGGUACAACAGGUGAUCGACGAAACUCGAUGGGAUUUCCUUCUGCCGGAAGUGAAACCAUUAACCGUUCCUCUUUUGCAUCGCAAUCGGGAGCUCUAGUUGUAAUUGAAGGAUCGAUAGCGCGCGGACAUAGUACACCUUCUGAAGGCGGAAAAAAUACGCACCAUGCCUCUCACGGUAUAUCUAGCAACACCAGCGGCCAAAAGAUGCCCUUAAGCGAGAACAAAAACGAACGCUCGAAACAUAAAACGGCGUCUCGCUCUCAUAGUGCAACUGGAAGUUCCACAGCUCACGGCCUAUCAAAAUCGAACGUGCACCACAAUCGUUCUGGUUCGUUGAAACAAGGACAAUCGCGCGAUGCCAAUUCCCAGCUGUCGCAGCCGCUAGGGAGUCAUGUUACGGGAACCACUCAGCAUCAUCAGCAGUCUUCUUCAUUAACACCACAACAGAUUAUAAUACCUAACACGACUACCGACAUGCUUGGGUCUCAAUAUGUGGGCAAAGAUUCGGCUGGCCCAAAUACUAUCCUUUCCGAUCAUACUGCCAUUAUAAUGGACCCGAACACGAAUCUCUUAAAAUUGUCCGUUGGUGGGACGUUACAUUCUUCUGCCGAAGAAGCUGAUGGUUCUCAACAGUACGGAAGCACAAACAUUUUGCAGGACGGGCAGCUAACGGUCACACUUCCAUUGUCUGUGAUAUCAUCUAUGAACCUUGCCGGAACAAAUUUGGUCAAUAUGACCCACGGUGUAGCGGGGGGCGACGUAGUUGCAGCAGCAACGAUUAACUCCGGAACCGGGCCAAAUACGAUGCUGGCACCCGGAGUGGUCGAUUGUACAGCUGCAGAACAAGCAGCAUUUAUUCCUGCCGAGUUGAUGGACCAAAUUCCACUCGUUGCAGCGAACGGAACGGAUUUGCAUGACCCUAGUACUACUUACCGUUUGGCUUCGCAUGCGGCUGCCAAUACGGUUACCGGUCAAACUUCAAACGGGCUUUCUGAUCUUAGCUUGCCGACGUUCGGCGAUCAGAUCAACUAUACCUUGCAAACACUGGCACAAAACCUUGUCCAAACAGCCGACGGUGUGCCGCAACAGCAACAACAGCAACACCAGCAGCAGGUUCAUCACCAGGGACCCCAGUCAGCCCAGGUCGAUCUGGUUGAUAAUAUCGAUGAUAUCGUACCGACGAUAAAUCUUCUCCCAGCGAGCAGCAACUCUUUAGUUAUACCACAACUGCAGGGUGACCUAGCCGAUUCUAUCAUACUGACACCGAAUCAGCUGACAAGCCUAUCGCAAUCAUUAGUCGAUCAACAUUUUAUUGAUAAUAUGUCGGCGAUAAAGACCGUUCCCGAAAUCACUGAUCCACUGACUGUCAAUGGUCCGGUGGAUAUAUCGAAGCUAAUGCUGCUGAAGAAAGUGGACGAAGAUUUCUUGAAGCAGAAGCAACUGCAAGAACAUCAGACACUCUUUCCUCAUGCGGUGGGGCAGAUUGAUGAAGCUCGGGGCGUUAAGGUAUGGUACAACUCGCUACCCAAACCUCUGCAUGUGAAUAACUUCCAGCUGCGUCGUAUGGCUGGUGGAUAUGUGAUGAACCGAAAGCUUCUGAACAUUCGGCGUAAUCUCCUGAACGAAACCAACCAGGAUGCGAAGCGGCUGGCCUCACCGAGUACAACGGCUUCUUCAAUGCUUUCCUCUGGAAGCGCCCACUCCCCUCUCAGUGGUGUCAGUGGAACACGUGGAGGUAGUGGUUCUAUCGGUGGUCGGACGGGAAAUGAUAUCCUAUUAGCAUCGCUAGCAUCUCCUACGGGGACAGGAAAAGGGAAGACGGGCGAGCUAUCAGGGACCAAUAUCAAUGGAGGGGCGGGCAUCUUAGGAAGCCCUACUAGCAGCACCAUCGUCAGUGGUACCGGUAACAACCGCAGUACUUCGUCCCAACGAACCCAGCGACGUUUGAUCUUGUUGCCGCAGCAACAAUCGGAAAAAUCGACUUGUCUGCUUAGUAAUGCGUACUUCAAGUAUCUCAUCUCGUCGAUACAACAGCAACAGCCGCAUUCGCAAACUAAAGAGACACAAAACAAUAUUCCCAAAGAUACGUCUGUUGACGAAGGGCCCAGUUUAGGUAGCAGUGGGACGACUGACCGUGCAUUGCACUCCUUGAAAAGAAACGCAUCGUCGCUAACGACACUUUCAAACAAACGGUUGAAAAUCAUCAAUAACCUCCACAAUUCCACCGCUCCGCCACCAAUCCUGUUGCAAGGGAGUGGUGGCGGAAACAGCAGUAGCAAGGUAAAACCGAAAGUAUUAUAACAACCGACCAUGUUACUGGCGGCGCUGCGGCAGCGUGCCACCAUUCCGCCGAACGGAAUGAAAGAGAAGCAUAUCGCCGUCGAUGCCCCAUAGGAAAUGAAUGUUGCCAACAUUGACCCAAAAGUAAUACACUGAUACAACAUUGAUUAACGACAAUUAAAUACAUGUUUCUCCGUGGUUUUGGCUGAAUUGCGCGGUUCCGUCUAACAGAGAAAACAAAAGCUUAGAUGUAUUGUAACACCUUUAAUCUACCAAAAGAUG
Anopheles nili is the source of this 4128-nucleotide messenger RNA. RefSeq names its product serine-rich adhesin for platelets-like. Lineage: Eukaryota; Metazoa; Arthropoda; Insecta; Diptera; Culicidae. The record is from RefSeq and is a predicted model, not a curated record. The transcript has 2 exons. The coding region runs from base 1 to 3867 and encodes 1288 amino acids.